CAAAGAGACAACGAGAGAGAGAGAGAGAUGGCAUCACGAAGGCUCCGAAGGAGGGUGGCAUCACGCAGAAAGCUUAACAUUCUACAAACCCUUUCCAAGUCCAAAUCAGUCAAAAAGAGCAAUAUCAUCAUGCAUGUUCUUACAUACAUCCUCAAGAUGAAACUGCAUAUACAAGCAAUCACAAGUCAAUACCACUGCAAAAAUAUCCAAAAGGUGAAAGUGGAUGCGGUUGGGAGUAAUAGAUUGGUGGUGAAGGUGAGAUGCCUGAAAGGAGAAGGUUUGUUAGUGCGAAUCUUGGAGGCCAUGGAGGAAAUGAAUCUUAGGGUUCUUCAAGCUAGGGCUUCCUCUCAACUCUCCUUCUUUGCCAUGGAUGCCAUUCUUGAAGCUCAUCAAAACCAUUUCAGUGCUGAUGCUAUAACUCAAGCCAUUCUUAAGGCCAUUGAUGAUCAAAAGAGCUAUGAAACCCACAAAUAA
This is a messenger RNA of Ipomoea triloba (trilobed morning glory), 474 nucleotides long. RefSeq lists its product as uncharacterized. Gene Ontology annotation, biological process: regulation of DNA-templated transcription. Gene Ontology annotation, molecular function: DNA-binding transcription factor activity; sequence-specific DNA binding. The coding region runs from base 28 to 474 and encodes 148 amino acids. The record is from RefSeq and is a predicted model, not a curated record. Lineage: Eukaryota; Viridiplantae; Streptophyta; Magnoliopsida; Solanales; Convolvulaceae. Gene Ontology annotation, cellular component: nucleus. The transcript is spliced from 3 exons.